AUGUCGCGAGAUAAGUUCGUAUUGGAAUCCGGCAGAUACCAUCCUAGCUCGUAUAUCAUCUCGAACUGGUCACGCGUAAGUGCAAUGAACGCCUCUCGCCCCAUAACAGCGGCAGUUGGCAAGAACCCACGUUCAAUAGGCACGGGCAAGGUGGGGCGCCUCAAUAGAACGGAAGGAUUGUCGGUCAGUGUCGAGACGAUUUUUUUUCGGCUCUAUACCAAGUCUGGGGGAAAUUCCAGUGCGUUACGUGACGGUCUUACGGCCUCAGUACAUGACUCAAAGGAAAGGAUGCGUACCAUAUCUUCCUCGCAGAUCGCAAAUCUCAUAUUCAAGACAGGCCUCUGGCGCACGACUUCUCGCCUCCAAUCAGAGGCGAAGACCUUUGAAAAACUAAGAGGAAAAGACGGAGACGUGACUAUUCUUCCGUUUGCAGAAUCUACUACACGACUCGGUCUUGGCAUUUUUCCGCCUCGUAUCUUUUCGAUACUAUUCGACACGCUCGUCGCCAGAAAGUGCUGCAUCUAUACCAACAUCGAGGCCGUUAUCUCAACCACAUGAGCAAUACCAUUUCUCUAUCCAGGUCGCGCCGAAACAUUGUGCCUCGGUAGCCGAAUUUCCUGGAGCGGCGGCCUAGCUGACUCCUACUUGUUCUCGUCCUCGUAGCCCGCAAUACCACUGACCAGCUGAAUGCGAGCAGGCUUUUUCGGUUCGGUCCUCGUCUUCCCUUCAUCUGUGUCCUGCUUGUCGG
Messenger RNA from Guyanagaster necrorhizus, 748 nucleotides. RefSeq lists its product as uncharacterized. The transcript is spliced from 5 exons. NCBI's taxonomy places the organism in Eukaryota, Fungi, Basidiomycota, Agaricomycetes, Agaricales, Physalacriaceae. The coding region runs from base 1 to 558 and encodes 185 amino acids. The record is from RefSeq and is a predicted model, not a curated record.